This is a messenger RNA of Chaetomium strumarium, 1456 nucleotides long. RefSeq lists its product as uncharacterized. The transcript has a single exon. NCBI's taxonomy places the organism in Eukaryota, Fungi, Ascomycota, Sordariomycetes, Sordariales, Chaetomiaceae. The record is from RefSeq and is a predicted model, not a curated record. Bases 98 to 1243 code for a protein of 381 amino acids.
UACUCACUCUCAUUGCCCAGAGCCCCUACUGUUCUAGAGAGCCAUUCCGCAUAACGUUAUAUCCUAGUAUUAUUAGUCUACCACUAGUACCGUCCAGAUGGCUACUACUACUACUAGCUCUAGCAGUGCCCCGGCGAACGGCACGGCACCCCACCCCCACCGUCUCCUCCUCGUCAGCGCCCCACGCACAGCGUCCAACCUGCUCGUCAAGAUCCUGAACAUACACCAGCAGCCCAACGUUCUCACCAACGACAAAGGGGGCUACUUCUUCUUCGACGCCUACACGAGCGGCAUCGGCAAUGAACGCUUCAAAACCCCCCUGAACCAAUGGCCCGAGGAGUGGCGCACCGAGCUGCGCAAUCUCUACCAGCAAAGCCUGGACAAGCUCGAAGAAUGGAGCGCCCGCGCGGCCGCCGAGAACAAGAUCAUGUUCUCUAAGGAGCACUCGUUCCUGUUCCUCAACCCGGCCAUCCUGUUCGCCCCACCCGGUGGCGGCGAUGACGCAUCAUCAUCAUCCGAGCCGAUGAGCAAAGAAGAAGAGUUCUUCCGGCUGCGCAUCCCCGCUACGGAGCGCUACGGUGGCGGCGCGCAGCAACAGACGUGGUCCGCCGGCAACCGCACGGUGCUCUCGGACGAGUACCUGCGCACGUGGCAGAUGGCCUUCCUGAUCCGGCACCCGGCGCUGGCCUUCCCGUCCAUGUUCCGCGCCGUGACCAGGAUGACGCGCGAGGGCAUCCUCAACGAGGACGGCGUGCGCGGGUCGAGCCCGAACUCGACGCUCACGCUGCGCUGGACGCGCAUGCUCUUCGACUGGUGCGCCGCGCAGGCCCAGACGAGCAACAACAACAACGGUGAUGCUGCUGCUGCUGCUGCCAUGAUGCCCCUGCUGCUGGACGCGCACGACGUCAUCCACAACCCCAAUGUUGUGCUGCGCUUUGCCGAGGCGGCGGGGUUGGACAAGGAUGCGGUGCAGUUCGAGUGGAAUGCCGAGGAGAAGAAGCUGGACUGGGGGCUGAUUGGUAAUAAUGAUUUCGGGGCGAGGUCGCAGGCUAUCAUGCUGUCGACGCUGCAGAAUUCGACGGGGAUUGUCAAGGAGAAGGCCCCGGAUGUUAUUGACAUCAAGGCGGAGGCCGAGAAGUGGAAGGAAGAGUUUGGGCCCGAAGUGGGUGGCAUGAUCGAGAAGGCGGUGCUGGAUGCCAUGCCGGAUUAUGAGUACCUGAGGGAGAAGAGGGUGCGGGCAUGAGGGGGAAAAAGGCCCGCGGGGGGGGGGAAGGACAACGGGUCGACUUCAGACUGGAUCUCACCACCACCAGCCACUAAACGAGGACUCCUCUGCAGGAGUACCCAUGGUUAUGAUCCCUACCAGCACUCUUGAUCUUGCAUGAGUGAGACUCUGGAUAGCCUCACGUAACGGCCUGAUUUAAAACGCGACGAAAAUAAAAUAGAAGCUUGAGAU